UAGUAGUCUAUUUAAAGUAGUGUGGGGUGUGCAUACUUGCCUGCAGAUAUGCCCAUCUAGUGAAUCCUCACUGAAGUCAAAGACUUUAGCAAUUAAGGUUUUGGACAACAUUUGAGAUUAUGUCUUUUAUUUAAUUAAUUAUUUACUCUCUUUUUUAGAAAAUAAAUAAAGACAAUGCAUGGAAUCUACAACUCAUUGACUUCAUGACGUCUAUGCUGAGGCGGCAUGACUCACGAAUGGACAACCUGCAAACAGCAUCUACUGUAGUUGAUGCAUCUGCUAGAAUUUAUUCAUUUAGAGUAGAUGCUGUACAUUAUGAUGUACUUAAAAUGGCUGGUGGACUAAGUAAGGCUGCUCAGACAAAACGAGGGAAAAAGGAUGAUGAUGGUGCAACUCAAGAUGAAGGUGCAGUGGAUGGAGAUGCUGCGCCUCAAGUAAAAAAAAGGAAAAAAAGAUCGAAGGGUGCCAUUGCAGCAAACCCUGAGGUGUUCAAUGGUGACUUCGACGCCAAUGACUGUAUAGAUCCAUUUUUCGAGAGGCUAGCUGCUACUACAGGCGACGUUACGUCGUCCAAUAGAGCAUUUAACGCAACGUUGCCUAUCCACGACAAGACAUUGGCACUAAUAUUGAGAACUGAUGAUAUUUUCCUUGAACCAAUAAAAGAAAAUGUAGUAGAAGAUAUAGAUCUCACUGAUCAAAUAUGUGUUGCAUUAAAAAUGUUGCCUGCUUUUGUGGAAGGAGACCAAAUAUGCGAACCCUUCACUGGAUUUUCUAUCAGCAAUUGGGACCCAGAUACAGAGGAUGUUGACAGCAACCGUGUAAAUAACUGGGUGGAUGAAAACCGUUUGAAUUUGUCUCAACAAGCAUUGGCCUUCGAUGUUAAUGCAGAGGUGGAACCAAUACCACAAGAUGAUGUUCAAAAUGAUUUAUUUGAUAUUUAUGAUCUGGUGUAUGGUUAUGCAGAGGAUGAACCACUAGGUGGGAUAGACAGUGAGGAGGAAGCGGAGGCUGCACUAGCAGCAUGUGCGGUCCGUGCGCCCGCCGCCCCCGUGGCGCGAUUGACUGACAUGAGGCCGAACGGACCUCACGACACGCGGCUGGAGUACUCUUACUGCGGGUCUAUAGUCGCCGCCUGGGCCGGACCCGCGCAUUGGCGGCUCAAGAACAACAGAGGUGUGUAG
Diatraea saccharalis (sugarcane borer) is the source of this 1181-nucleotide messenger RNA. The record is from the annotation of a GenBank genome assembly. Lineage: Eukaryota; Metazoa; Arthropoda; Insecta; Lepidoptera; Crambidae.